GUCUUUUUGAGUUAUCCAUCAAAACAAAACCCAACAAAGCUAAAACCCUAAACGUUCUCUGCUCUCCCAUUGAGAAAGAUUGCGGCCACUGAAAUCUCUAGCUUCCAGGUGAUUGCUGAUUUGAUAUUGUGAUGAUAUGACGACUUUUGCCAAACCAGAGAAUGCUUUAAAGCGAGCUGAAGAGCUGAUAAAUGUUGGGCAGAAACAAAAUGCCUUGCAAGCCCUUCAUGACCUUAUAACAUCAAGGAGGUAUCGAGCAUGGCAAAAGACACUUGAAAGGAUUAUGUUUAAAUAUGUAGAGCUCUGUGUUGACAUGCGGAGGGGUAGGUUUGCCAAGGAUGGUCUGAUUCAAUACCGCAUUGUGUGUCAGCAAGUCAAUGUUAAUUCUUUGGAGGAGGUGAUAAAACACUUCAUGCAUCUGUCCACUGAGAAAGCUGAGCAGGCUCGUAGUCAGGCUGAAGCCCUAGAAGAAGCUCUAGAUGUAGAUGACCUAGAAGCAGAUAAAAGGCCAGAAGAUUUGAUGCUAAGUUAUGUCAGUGGAGAGAAGGGAAAGGAUAGGUCUGAUCGCGAACUUGUUACCCCUUGGUUCAAGUUUUUGUGGGAGACCUAUAGAACAGUGCUUGAAAUCUUACGUAACAACUCAAAGUUGGAAGCACUUUACGCGAUGACAGCACACCGGGCUUUCCAGUUUUGCAAGCAAUACAAACGGACAACAGAGUUUCGUAGGUUGUGUGAAAUUAUCAGGAAUCAUCUAUCUAAUCUUAACAAAUACAGAGACCAAAGGGACCGACCUGACCUGUCUGCACCUGAGAGCUUGCAGCUGUAUCUUGAUACAAGAUUUGAACAGCUAAAGAUUGCUACUGAACUUGAACUGUGGCAGGAAGCUUUUCGUUCUGUGGAAGAUAUUCAUGGAUUGAUGUGCAUGGUUAAGAAAACCCCCAAGUCAUCUUUGAUGGUGGUUUAUUAUGCCAAGCUAACAGAAAUUUUCUGGAUCUCAUCUAGCCAUCUAUAUCAUGCUUAUGCGUGGUUGAAGCUUUUUACCCUUCAGAAAAGCUUCAAUAAGAAUUUAAGUCAGAAGGAUUUGCAAUUGAUAGCAUCAUCUGUUGUAUUGGCUGCACUCUCAGUGCCGCCCUAUACUCACAGACGCGGUUCAUCCCAUUUGGAACUUCAAAAUGAGAAGGAACGCAACUUGAGGAUGGCUAAUCUUAUAGGAUUCAAUCUUGAUCCUAAAGUUGAUGGUGGAGAAGUGCUAUCACGGUCAAACAUUCUCUCAGAACUGGUGUUGAAAGGUGUAUUGAGCUGUGCUACUCAGGAAGUAAAAGAUCUUUAUCAUCUACUGGAGCAUGAGUUUCUCCCUUUGGAUCUUGCAUCAAAGAUACAGCCCUUGUUGGUUAAAAUUUCAAAGCUUGGGGGUAAGCUUUCUUCAGCUUCCUCUGUUCAUGAAGUUCAACUGUCUCAAUAUGUUCCUGCCCUGGAAAAGCUUGCUACCUUGAGGUUGCUUCAGCAGGUGUCUCGGGUGUAUCAAACACUGAAAAUUGAGAGUUUAUCUCAGAUGAUCCCCUUUUUUGAUUUUCCCGUUGUUGAGAAGAUCUCUGUAGAUGCUGUUAAACAUAAUUUCAUAGCUAUGAAAGUUGACCAUAUUAAGGGUGUUGUAUUGUUUGGUAAUUUGGGCCUUGAAUCUGAUGGCUUCCAGGAUCACUUGACAGUCUUUGCUGGUUCAUUAGAUAAAGCAAGGACCAUGAUUUAUCCACCUGUAAAGAAGGCAUCAAAGCUAGGAGAAAUGUUGCCUGGUUUGGCGGAUCUUGUGGAUAAGGAACACAAGAGACUUCUUGCUCGAAAAUCAAUCAUUGAGAAAAGGAAGGAAGAGCAAGAACUUCUACUUUUGGAAAUGGAACGAAAUGCAGAGUUGAAAAGGAGAAAGCAACAGCAGAUUGCUGAAGAGGAAGAGAAGAAGAGGCUUGCAUCUGAGGUUGAAAAGAGGAAGAAUCAAAUGAUCCUUGAGGAAAUUAGAGACAAGGAGCUUGAGCAAGCAAAAGCUCUACUUGAGGAUGUUGGAAAGCAGCGCAAGAAGAAGAUAAAGAAGUCGUUUUUAGACGGAGAAAAUGUUACAAAGCAAGCUAUAAUGGAGAUGGCCCUGAGUGAACAGCUGAGGGAGAGACAGGAAACAGAGAAGAAAUUACUAAAACUAGCUAAAACCAUGGAUCAUUUAGAAAGAGCAAAAAGAGAAGAGGCAGCUCCCUUGAUUGAAGCUGCAUUUCAGCAGCGUUUGGUGGAAGAGAAGGUGCUUCAUGAACGUGAGCAGCAGCUAGAGGUUGAACUUAGCAGGCAGCACCAUGAUGGGGACCUCAAGGAGAAGAAUAGGUUGGCAAGGAUGUUGGAGAAUAAGACAAUAUUCCAGGAAAAGGUGGUGCAACGUCGGCAAUCAGAGUUUGACCGACUUAGGGAGGACAGAGACAGGCAAAUCCAGCAAAUGCUUCAGGCCCGUCGGCAGGAGAGGGAUGCUAUUAGAAAGAAAAUAUUUUAUGUGCGGACUGAGGAGGAAAAACAGAGAAAGCUGCAGGAAGAGGAGGAAGCUCGCAAGCGGGAAGAGGCUGAGAGGCAAAGGAAGAUAGAAGAGGAACGCAGGGCAAAAUUGGACGAGAUUGCUGAGAAGCAAAGGCAAAGAGAGCGGGAAUUAGAGGAAAAAGAAAGGCAGAGGAGAGAAGCUCUCUUGGGUAGAUCAACUGACGGGCCUUCUAGGCCUUCUGAGCCUGUUGGCUCCCACCCAUCUGAGCCAGUAGCUACAGCUCCCGCUGCUGCUGCUGCUGCAGCUGCAACUGGUGCUGGUGCUCCACCAUCUGCUGGAAAAUAUGUGCCUAGGUUCCGGAGACCUGAAGUCUCUGCGCAGGCUCCUCCUCCAGAACCAGAUCGAUGGGGCAGCAGCCGGCCGGACGAUCGCACGUCCCAACCUGGUGAUAGGUGGCGGAGUGAUGACCGCAGGCCCUCUUUUGGUGCUGGUGGUGGCUCAAAGUCCACUUGGUCCUCAUCUAGAGUCCCUCCACGUGGCGGUGGAUCAGCACGCUGAUCAUAGAGGAUCUUAUUUGAUUUGCAUGAACAAAGGUCAAUUUUGAUUCCAUCAACACAUGGACGGUUUAUUGCAAGCCAGAGAAAAUAAUCCUUGUGCUCUAUUUUUAGCACCUCCAGACCUGGUUGAGUUGUUUCAUCUCUUUGUUUUUUCAAUGUAGUUAUCUUUCCCUCGCUGUUUUCAUGUCAAGGCAACCUACUGAAAUAUUUAUUGUAAUCUUGAAGCUUCAGACUUGAUAGAGUUAUCUAUUUUAAUUAUUAUUUUCAUCCUUAUUUCC
Messenger RNA from Quercus lobata, 3341 nucleotides. Its product is annotated as eukaryotic translation initiation factor 3 subunit A-like. Bases 137 to 3064 code for a protein of 975 amino acids. Gene Ontology annotation, molecular function: mRNA binding; translation initiation factor activity. The transcript is spliced from 14 exons. The record is from RefSeq and is a predicted model, not a curated record. NCBI's taxonomy places the organism in Eukaryota, Viridiplantae, Streptophyta, Magnoliopsida, Fagales, Fagaceae. Gene Ontology annotation, biological process: translation reinitiation; formation of cytoplasmic translation initiation complex. Gene Ontology annotation, cellular component: eukaryotic translation initiation factor 3 complex, eIF3e; eukaryotic translation initiation factor 3 complex, eIF3m; multi-eIF complex.